CCGUAUAUAAAUUUAGAAGUUGAACUCCACGAUGGGUCUCCUCGCUUUCCUUCAAUUUUCACUCAAAUAUUUCUUAGAUGUUCUGGCUUGGCCUCUACUUGCCUUAGUUUUUCCUCUCAGAUGUGCUUCUGUUAGGGCAAUUGAGAUCAAUUCCUUUCCAGAAACACAAAAGUUGAAUGCUUAUUGGGUCAUCCUCUCUUUGAUUUUCUUCCUUGAGCAUGCUUUAGGAAGGCUCCUCGAAUGGUUUCCGUUUUGGGCAUACAUAAAGCUAAUGGUUGUUUGCUGCCUAGUGAUACCUAACUUUGAUGGUGCUUUUUAUGUCUAUAAACACCUUGUUUGGCCAUGCAUCUUCAUCAAACCCCGAGAUCUCAUCAACGGGUUCAACAAAAGAAAAGAGUCGCCGGUCGUGAGCGAAAAGAUUCUAGCUGAGAUGGAGACGUAUGUAAGAGAGAACGGACUCGAAGCUCUGGAGAAACUAAUUUCUCCCGAGUCAAACUCCAGCAGUUCUAAUGUUGCAGAAAGAGAAAUAAAAGCUGUGAAGGUCAUAAAGAAGAAGGAAGUUGCUUCAGUUAAGCAAGUAAGCCAAACCGAGUCUGAUCUCAUACAUUCUGAGAACAUAAAUUUUGCACCCGUAGAGACCACUACUUCAAGUGAAGUCCAGGAGUGGAACUGCGCUAUAUGUAAUGUCACAACUCAAAGUGAGAGAAACAAGAUUUCCCACCUUAAGGCGAAGAAACACAAGGCUGCAUACCAGGCACUGAAAGUAAACGGCGUGAAAUCUUUGCUCGAGAUUGUCCCAGCUCCGAUUCCGAAGAAAUCAAGACAGCCGGUGAAGGAUCCGGGAAAUAGUGACGUAGUAAAACAGAGGAGAACAGCAAGUGAUCAGCUCAAGACUGAAGAAAGCAAAGAGGAGGCAGAAAAGAGCGGUUCCAAGCGGCGCAGACGUCGUAGUGGAAAGAAAAACAAAGCAAGCGUGGAACAAAUGUAGAAAUGGAAGGUCUAGAAAAUGAGAACCUAAAUAAAGAAACUGAAAGUUAACGUGGAAUCCCAUAUCAUAUGAGCAGAAUGCACUUGGCUCAAGUAGUCAAAGUUCUGUUAUCAGCUAGAGUUAUAGGUGCAAGUCUUGGACUGGUAAUAUUUAAGAUGGAUGCUGUAUAUUACUUAUUUGGGAGUAUUUUUGCCUUUUCUAUGAACAUUUAAUCUCUUUUUUCUUAACUACCUCUGAACCUUUGUUUUUAUUCUAUG
Molecule: messenger RNA, 1245 nt
Organism: Morus notabilis
Lineage: Eukaryota; Viridiplantae; Streptophyta; Magnoliopsida; Rosales; Moraceae
Exons: 7
Coding region: 32-988 (318 amino acids)
Source: RefSeq, a predicted model, not a curated record